AUGAGGUUGGUGUUCGUCGUGGCGCUCGUCAUCGUGUGCUCCACGUUGAUUGCGGCGCAACAGACCCUCAAACAAAACCAGUGAGCACAAUGAAUCAAAUCUUUCCCCGGUGCUAUUGAACCUCUCGUAUAAAACAUUGUCUCGUUCGAUCUGACGCUACGUCCUCUCCGUCAAGGGCCACCCUAAGCGCCGCGCUCAAGUCGUGUCGGUGCCGCCAAAGUCACAAAUGCAAGCUGGACGGGGAUAGUCCUGGUUGCAGGUGAGUGGCCCUCUCUUAUCAGUGACCGUUACCACACCAAGCCAACUUGAGCCGGUCGUCGUGCUGUAGCACUUGCGACAAAACAUUCGACAGCCCUUGUCAGUCCGCAUCCAUCGUCGCGGCUUGCGUCAACCACUGCAUCCAAAAACAGUGAGUCCGCACAGAGCUAUCGUUUCUUCUCACCCGCCGUAGGCUCUGACUGACUCCCAAACUCGACCAAAACAUUUCCACAAGCCGCAAGUUCAAAGACCGAUUCGAUUGCAUCACAAAAGAUUUUCAAACUUCUCCGAGCUCUACCUCUCCCAUCUCAUGCGGCGUCUUUGGAUAUUCACUCGACGCUUUCAACUCCUGCCUUCUUUUAAGCAAACGUCGACCGCAACGGUGAGUCAGAUCAGUCUUUCUCGGCAUCCUGCGCUGCAGGAUGUUCAAAUCUGACGAGACGCAAGCUUUCGCCGAUCUCAUCGUUCGGCCUGAAAACUUUUUGCGAGUCUUGAAGGGCAAAGGAGGCGUUAGCUUUGGUUUCGACCUGCAACGAUAUCCUCAACUACGGCCCGAUGAAAACAUCUCCGCCAGAGUUCGACCUGUAG
Microbotryum saponariae is the source of this 846-nucleotide messenger RNA. Lineage: Eukaryota; Fungi; Basidiomycota; Microbotryomycetes; Microbotryales; Microbotryaceae. The record is from the annotation of a GenBank genome assembly.